This is a messenger RNA of Dromiciops gliroides (monito del monte), 1820 nucleotides long. It is a transcript of the gene HIGD1B, whose product is annotated as HIG1 hypoxia inducible domain family member 1B. The coding region runs from base 1353 to 1652 and encodes 99 amino acids. The transcript is spliced from 4 exons. Gene Ontology annotation, biological process: mitochondrial respirasome assembly. NCBI's taxonomy places the organism in Eukaryota, Metazoa, Chordata, Mammalia, Microbiotheria, Microbiotheriidae. Gene Ontology annotation, cellular component: mitochondrion. The record is from RefSeq and is a predicted model, not a curated record.
CAGUUUCACUCUUAUUGAUCCAGAGCCCUGAGGGAGAGUUCCCCAUCUGGGGCCUCUCCCUAGAUCCCAGAUGAUGCAGUUGGGAAUAAGGAAUAGAGGAAAGUGUGAGAGAAAGAAAGAGGCCAGUUCCCACAGACCCUGGGGAAGUGGGAAGGCCCAGGGGAUCUGCAGUGAUUUCCUGUCCUCUGUUUGGAAGUGUGAGUCCACUAGGCUUUUAUUUUGGGUCUAGGAAGGGGGUGGGGCAGGUUAGGCUACUUCUAGACUUCUGAGAAGAACAGGCUUUGGUGACAAAGACAGAGAGACUGGCGUGAUUGGGGAAUUCAAGGGGUAGGAAUGAAGGCAUCUAGUGGAAGAAGAAAUCUCUAUUGGCUUAUAUGCACAAGGACCAUCUUAUUGGUAGGCUUCCAAGAUGCACCUUUCUAUUCCCUUCUCUUGCUAACAAAGGAUGACAUGAGUUUCCUAUAGAUUCCCAGGUUCUAUGGCCAAUUCUGACAGAUGUCUGCCUUGGGCUCUGUCCAGCUUUCUGAAACCUGUCCAUGCAUCUCACAACCAGAUGUCCCUCAGGAAGCCUUUGCAAGGUGGUCAUCGCUGGAGGUGGUCAGAUUCUGAGGAGGUUCCUUCUUUCCCUUUCCCUUUCCCCAGAGUAAUUAACUCCAGCAACUGAAUCCACGACCCCUCAGGGUGACCAUCUUUCAGCCCAGCAUCUCUAUAGGAGAGCUAUAUGGCUAGGAUCCAUCUGUGGUUCUAACUAAGCACAACCCAGUGUGGGAACCUGGGAGGCAGGAGCAGGAAGCUGUUUUGAGAGCAGCUGGCCUACUGUUCUGUGUCCAAGAGCAUACGCCUGGGAGAGCUGGCCUUCUGUGACUGGUGUCAACUGCUUCCCUUCCCCCAAUCACAUUUCCCAUUUUACCCCUUACACAAGGAAGUCUGGUUCUGCUCUAAUUCCUACGUGUCCAUUGGUGCCUGAAGAUGAACCAGGAUCGCUUAGGUUCUUAAUCAUUGUUUGCCUCCAUCUGUUCCUAACACUUCUCAGGGCCUGGAGUUCCCAGCAGAUGGGGGGUUAAGGCUGAUGUCCCAUUCUUUUCACUCCCCUCCCCUCGCUCACUUCAAAAUCUCCAUAAAACCCAAGCCACUGUUCUCCUGACCCCAAAGUGGUAGCUCAUUUCCAGUGCCGAAGAGCUUUGGGACAGUGAACCCGGGCCCAGGCCCAGCUAUCCAGUCUUCCCUUUCACUACCAAUACUAAGCCCAACAGCCAGGUGGGAGGAAGAGACUUAGAAAACCUCGAGGAUCCUGAUUGUGGGAGACAUCUCUUCAGGGCUGGGCUGGGGCCCCAGCAUCUGGGUCCAGGACUAUGUCUGCUAACAAGGACUGGUGGGUGCCACCUGAGGGUGAGGGCGGUGUCUCUGAGAAGUUUCUGAGGAAGUCCAGGGAGUCGCCACUGGUGCCUGUGGGCCUGGGGGGCUGUCUGCUGGUGACGGCUUAUGGCAUUUACCGGCUAAAGGCCCGAGGCCCCCUCAAGAUGUCUCUACACCUGAUCCACACUCGCGUGGCAGCUCAGGCCUGUGCUGUGGGCGCCAUCAUGCUGGGUGCAGUGUACACCAUGUACUGUGACUACAUCAAAAGAACAGCCUGUGACCCUGAGGAGAAGUAGGAGUUGUGGAGGCUGGGACAGGCAGAUCCUUUAAAUGAGUCCCUUGUAUGCUUCCAAUAAAGUGAUUCUGAAGAUAAGCAACAGUCUGUUCUUAACACAGGGAAGCACUCAAGUAGGUGAUGCGAUGGCAGCUGGUGUGAGGGCUUAGGGGAGGGGGCUGGGAAGGAG